AUGCCUCAUUUAACUGAAUGUUCCUACUAUGAGGUUCAAACACACCUUGAAAACCCAGCAAAGUAUCAUCUACAACAAACACAAAGGCAGCAAGUAAAACAGUACCUAACGCUUGGGACCAAAUUUUCAGCACAGGCUCUGUCAUAUUCCCACUCUCACAGCACCCAGCCAGUAGGAGUUACACCACCUGUCAGGAAUGGACAUAUGUCUCCUGUGGCUGAAAGUUGCACAGCAAAUACUACUGUGUCAAAACUAUUAACUUUGGAUUCCUGUCACGAAAACGAGAUGGAUGAAGUUAUUGAUGACAUAAUUAGUCUGGAAUCAAGUUUCAAUGAUGAUGGCGGGACUUGCACAGAAUCUACAUUGAUAAUGCCAAACAAUCAUUCCCUGUCUAAUAGUAUUUUGGAUGUUUACAAUACUGAGCAAGGCAUUUCAGGUUCAAACAUGGUGCUGUCUAAUACAUCUUGCACAGGCAGUGCUGGUGUAAAGAGAGAAGCUACAGACACAGAUACACGAGCAAUGGCCAAAGAGAGGCAGAAAAAAGACAAUCAUAACCUUAUUGAACGACGGCGACGCUACAAUAUUAACUACAGGAUUAAAGAACUUGGAACACUGAUCCCAAAGUCAAAUGAUCCUGAUAUGCGCUGGAACAAAGGAACUAUUUUAAAGGCUUCAGUGGAAUACAUCAAAUGGCUGCAAAAAGAACAACAAAGAGGCAGAGAAUUAGAACACAGACAGAAAAAAUUAGAACAGGCCAACAGGAGACUGCUGCUUCGUAUUCAGGUUGUUUAA
This is a messenger RNA of Nanorana parkeri, 792 nucleotides long. Its product is annotated as transcription factor EC-like. The coding region runs from base 1 to 792 and encodes 263 amino acids. Lineage: Eukaryota; Metazoa; Chordata; Amphibia; Anura; Dicroglossidae. Gene Ontology annotation, molecular function: RNA polymerase II cis-regulatory region sequence-specific DNA binding; DNA-binding transcription factor activity, RNA polymerase II-specific; protein dimerization activity. Gene Ontology annotation, cellular component: nucleus. The transcript has 7 exons. Gene Ontology annotation, biological process: regulation of transcription by RNA polymerase II. The record is from RefSeq and is a predicted model, not a curated record.